UGCCAGUUUACUUAUUUGCACACAGGGACGCUCUCUGUGCUGUCAGUCUACCUCUCAGGCACUAAUAGCUUUAUUAAUAGGUUUCCAGUUCCUCGGGAGGCUUCUAAGUGGAAUGCGCCUCCGAUUUCAUGCUUCAGGAACUGGCCCCGACUGAAGAACCGAAAAAAAAGAGAGAGGGGAAAAGCUUUGUUGACCUAAGAGUAUUAGAGGUGCAUUUGCUUGACAUUAACCAUUGAGCGGUGUCAGUGUCAUGUGGCUGCUUAGGGCAGGCUGACUGGUUACAAGCGGAGUGAGUUAUUCAGGGCAGAAAUCGCGUGUGGUUUCUCCUACCCUGCUGUGUUGUGUUUGCUUGGAUACUAGCCACUUAAAGGCUCUCUCUGCCGGUGACUGGCUGUGGAUUUAUGGAGGUGCCGGGGAGCAGCUUUGAGUAUUGCCACGCACAACAUUGUGCCCACUGAGGAAAGGUCUCUGCCGGCUCGCCUGCCCCUGGGUCCGUGCCCUUGGGUUUAACCAUUCAAAUCUCCCGUGCAUGGCUCUCGCAGCCAAGGGACUUCUGCUGGCUGCUGCCACAGCCUGAUCCGCUUCGGGCCCCCGUCGCUGCUCCCAAGUACUCCACCUAUCCAGAUGGGGUAACGUGACGGAGCGAAACGGCACGUGAGGAGGUUCCCCGAUGCAGAGGCCUUUCUAGAGAAGAGAGCAAGGAAACCGGACGGCACGGAAGGCAGGGAGGGCGGCGGCUCUGGAUUGCACACCCAAAGGAAACUGACACUACAAAGGGAGAUUAUUAUUUUUUAUUAUUAUUAUUUGGCUUCAAGCACAUGGCUUUUUGUGUGUGUUGGGGGAUCUAACACACUCCCAAGAGCUGGGAAUAUUUGCACAACAUUUGUGUUGGGGGUUUUUUAAACUACUUCCCCCUCUCCCCCCCCAAAAAAACCCUCCAGGUUUUGUUUUUUUACUUCUCGUCCUUCUUUCUUUAUUUCCCCCUGCCACCCUCACUUCACCAUGGCCCGUAUGAAUCGGCCUGCGCCUGUGGAGGUGUGCUACAAAAACAUGCGGUUCCUGAUUACCCACAACCCCACCAAUGCCACGCUCAGCACCUUCAUAGAGGAUCUGAAGAAGUACGGCGCGACAACGGUAGUGCGAGUCUGCGAAGUGACCUACGACAAGACUCCCCUGGAGAAGGACGGCAUCACAGUAAUGGACUGGCCCUUUGAUGACGGCGCUCCUCCUCCCAGCAAAAUAGUGGAAGACUGGCUCAACUUGCUGAAAACAAAAUUCUGCGAAGACCCUGGGUGCUGCGUGGCUGUUCAUUGUGUGGCUGGCCUGGGCCGCGCUCCUGUUCUCGUAGCCCUGGCUCUCAUUGAGAGCGGGAUGAAGUAUGAAGACGCCAUUCAAUUCAUCAGACAGAAGCGGAGAGGAGCCAUCAACAGCAAGCAGCUAAUGUACUUGGAAAAAUACCGGCCAAAGCAGAGACUCCGAUUCAAGGACCCUCACAACCACAAGAACAAAUGCUGCAUCAUGAAUCGAGGAGAGAACGAAUGGCAGGUCUCCUCUUGGCCUUCAGGUGUCAGCCAUGUGUCCUUUCCCUAGAGCACUGCCCACGUGUGUGCUGUCACCUCUGACCUCUUUAUUAAAUGCACAAGCUUUACAAAAUGGGAAGACGACGUUUAAUGUGCUGCUUGUCUGAUGAUGAGAAUGGGUGCUGCCGAGGGCAGCUUUUUGCUCGGAUGCCGCCACCGAGGGCUGGCGGGCAGAGCGCACGGCAAGUGCCCAUAAUCCCAGCUCCAUCAUGCACUUCCCCUGUGGCUUGUGCACAUCACAUCACAUCACGUGUGUGUGUCCGUCCGUGUCCCGAAAGAGGAGAUGAGAGGGGCUGGGAGGAUGGAUGCAAAGCGCCGAGCGGCCAUCGAGUGUUAGCGGAGGGCUACGUGGGGGUGUCCUCCAGGAAGCUUCCCCUGCUAAUCUGUGUGAAAGCCACCAGGGUUCUAGGUUUGGAGAGGAGCUAGGAAGGGCCAGUCUCUUGCAUGCAGGUCCUGUAGCGGGGAAGGAUUAAGAAACUCUUCCUCCAAAUCCUGCGUUCACUUCUAAGGGCUCUGCUACCCCGUGUGCAGAGGGGAGCUUGUGCCUGAAGAAAGGGGAGAUUCCAUGUGGGCAGCCUGCUCUGUUUGGAAGGGGCAGGCGAGAUGGACGCAUCCAAACAGAUGCCACUUGCUUCUGCCCCUGGGCUCAGGGAGUGCAGUGCUCCCCUGUGGGCAUGGGGAGGGAGACUGGCUUGGAAACCCCUAGGAGUCUUCCUUUCUCUAUAUGGCUCCCUUCUGUAUCGGGGAGAAUAGGGCCCCGCGUUGCUUCGCCGACCCAUGCCAUUGCUCCUCCCUGUGGCUGUGCAUUUCUCCGAGCUCAAAAAGGAGCCAGGCUCAGAAAUCGCCCACCGCCGGCUUGCUCUUCCCUGCCCCCCAGCCGAUUGGGGAGCCAGGGUCUCUAAAGGGAUUUCAGUGACACUUCUCAGAGAGGCAGCCCCAGGGAAGGUGUUUUCCCUCCUUCCCAGUCCCCUGGCUGUUCCAGGUUCUGCCAUGAGCCGGCCAGCCCCCCAAUAUCCAGGAACUGGCGAUUGUUUAAAACGGGGGGCGGAGGGGGAGCAGCCACCUUCCCUUGGGGCAGAUGAAUCUGCAGUGCAAGGAGUGUUUGUGGGGGAGGGAGAUGCAGGAACACCAUCCACAGGAUCGCUGGCUCGCUGCUGCACCUGCUCUCUUGUGGGGCUCCGGUGAACCUAGCGAUGGGGAGUUCUCCACCCCGCAGCUGUCCUGAGUCGCUUUCUGAGCAUGCCCAAGCACUGCCAAGGAUACUUUGCACUGCCCGCGGAUGCUCCCUGUUGUUUAAGGCCAUGUGACAUGGAAGAUGGCCGAUUUCCGCCCUCCCCGCUGUGCGGUGGAGAAUGGAGCGUGCUGGCCCGGUGUGAGCGCGGCUUCAGCGGUGCUGCGCCAGCUCCACCCUUCUGCAUCGGUCCAUCUGAGAGGAGAGGUCCUGCCUCUUCCGCUGGCCCCUCUAAUGUUGGGGGCAAGCUUGGGGGUAAAUGAAUGAAUUGCCCUCCCCCCGCCCUGUGCACUGCUGUAUGCUUCCCAGUUUGUCAGCGCUAUCGGCUUUGACCUCGGCUGGGUCCCAGCUCAGGAUCUCUGCAAGCAGGCACCUCCUUGUCGGGCAUUCGACACGUGGGUGGGCUCAGCAGUUCGUCUUCCCCAGCCCAGCCCACUACCUCUACUGCCACCAGCAGUAAAGAUGGUGCCCUCCAGUCUAGAAAGAGACACUGAUGCCGGAAGAACUCCAAGCAAAACAGCCUGCAAGGUCACGCGUGCCCUGGGCGGAGUCAGGGCCUGGCUUCGGCUUUCGAGUCUGCCUUGAUGUGCUCCACGCCAGAGCAACCCAUCGACCCUGCACACACCCUCCCCCAAGUGAAAUCCUUAAUGCAGGCAGGCUGGAGCAUGGGUGUGUGUAAACACAUGGCGACAAUUACAUCAUAAACACCGCUGGGCAUGCUUCUGGGGCGGCUGUCCAGUGGCAGAACUGACGUAUUUAAACACCCACCACAAUAUGCUUUUUAAACAUGUGUUUUCUUCUUGCAAGGGCAGGAAUUAACAGAUGAAAAAUAGAACAUAGUUGCCUUCCACGAAUCCUCCGGCCUUUCUUCUCUCAUCAGCUCCAUUUCUAAGCACCGCAGGGCACUGCAGCUCGUCUGUCGAGGAACAGGGGCUGGAAGUGCCCGCCAAGGGAAAGAAGAAUAUAAAUUUCCCUCCUCCUGAGCAGAACACACAGAAAUGAUGAGAGAUGAUCCACACCCCAGUGCAAAACCUUCCUUCCGGGGACGUCAACCCAAGUUGUUCAUGCUUAUUGCAUCCCCAAUUGGAAAUGUAGCCCGCUCACCCGCCGUGCUGGUCAAGCACAAAGCCAUGAAUGGAAAGGACUUGGCCCCUCGGCAUCAUUUGUGAUGGUAACUUGUCGUUGUAGCAUCUUCCGUUAAUAUCCCAGGGGGAUCAUGAAUGGGAAUUACAAAUGCUGAUUUCAUCUGCUCCUUGUCAAUAAUAGAGACAUAGGAUAGAACCUAUUUGCGUGGAUGGGCCCAGAUGAUCAACAAUGCCUGCUGAUUUUGAGUGCCUCCAUUUUUGGGGUGCCCAACCUGAGCUGCCUUAAAGGGGCCUUGACUGAGCAUCAGGCACCAUUUCCAGUCUCAAAUUCUGGCCCCCUAAAAAUAGACAGUCACCAGCCACUCCUGCAAAUCUGUGCCCUGCAGCUUCACCUCUGAUCUCGUAAAGAAGGCUGUGUAGAUUCUUCAGGCAUCUGCAAAGGAACCUAUUCGGAAACCGUCUCUAGUGCUGCCUCUCAUCUACCCCAAACGCCACCAUGUCACAGAAUGCUCACGCUGUGGCCAAGCCCAGGGGGUUGGUUAGUAGCGGUAUUCCUCCAGCUGGUACUGUGCACUGCUGGGAGACCAUGAUGACGUCAGGUGUGCACCACACUGAGCAGUGCCCCAGAGCAGCGCUAUGUUUCUGUGCCAGCAGCUCGUCUCUUAUCCGCCUCCGGAUCUUGGCAGGCAUGUCCCACAAGGUCACUGCCUUUAGAUGGAAGUGAGAUGACACUGAGGUACUGUCUGUCUAGAUAGCAUAAGAGUAAGAGCUCUCUCACCAGCCCUGUCUUUGAUUUGCUGCCAGUAUCCUUCAUGCUAGGGGAUGUAGUCUCCACACAAAGGAGCUCCUUAAAUUCGCAUGGCGACAUCCAUGGUGGUUCUCCCAAGAUUUCAGAGUCCAAGGCACAGAAAUCCCCAUCUUGGUUUAACCUGACAUUAGCAGGUGCUCUACAAAUCCACCCGGGCUAGGAGGGAGUAGUGUGUUGCUGAGUCUCGGAGAGGUUAGAGAUGGGACAGACCUGCUGCAGCAGUAGCCCGGAGGGGAUUAAGUUUAGUGUUUCUCUCUGGUUUACUCCUGUAGCGUUUAUUUGCAGGUGUUCCCAGUGGCGACAGCAUCUUUUGUGGAUUUGCACUGUGAUUGUAGGUUCUCCUAACUUCUGCACCAUGUCCUAGGAGUACAUGCGUCUCCAUCCAGCCCUUCCCGUGCUCUCUGUGGGAUGCCCACCCAGCUCCCAUGAACUCCCUUUGCGUUUCUCCUCCAGUCCACUUCACUAGCACGUUUCACCUGGGCAAGAAGCCAGCAAGAUAGGGGAUUGGAGGGGAUGGGAAUGGAGGAGAAGGGUGUCAAUCACAAACUGCUGUUGCAGUCAGUAGCAGCAGGAUCGUGCCCUACCCAUGGAGCCCUUGGCAGGGUUGGGACAGGAACAGAGAUCAUCGUGGAUGUAUCAUGAGUUCCUUUAGAGGGCUGCAGAGUUCAGCUGCUGUAACCCGCAUCAGCACCGCUCUGGUCCAACAGCGGGGGGAGGGUGCUCGGCCCAGCCACGCUGAUGGCCCCGGUUCCUCUUGGCCAAAAUGCGUGGAGUGACCCAAUACACCCCCCAGACCACAGCAGGCUGCCGCCAUGUUGCUGCUCUAGUACAAUCCGUGUACCCUGCUGAUAAAUCCUCUUUUCCAUCACGUGACAGGCCUGCGAGAAUACCGCCCCCCCAGAGCUUUCAGCCUCCCAAAUGGGGGCCAGGCCCAGGGCUGAUCAACGGUGGAUUGAGGGUGCUGCCAAUGCUGCGUGCUCCUUUGCACUUGUGGAAAUGUUUCUAUAUCGACACCCUGCUGGCGUGAGGUCCCUUUCUCGCCCUCCCCUCCUGACCCUAACCCUCAGGAUAAAGGCACUGCAGCCCAGGGUGACCAGGGAUGUGCAUCGUCAUGAGUGCUUAGGGCAUUCAGUGUGGAUUGGCGGCACGGGUUCAGAUCUGCUACGUUCCUCACGGGGAGUGUGAGAGUUCAGCCUGGUUCAGAGCGCCCCUUUGCGCCACCACCCCCACGAAGAGUUCAGAGAUUGAAACAAGUGGCUCUUGUCUGUCGCGGUGGGUGAAUCUGAACUCUGGGAGCGUUCUCUUUCUUUGGAUGGGGACAAGUCGCAGGAUAAAUCCGAAUCAAUUCCAUUGAAGUCAUGGAGCAUGUAGAACUGAGGGGACAGAAGACCGCUGUCUCCGCUUUGCUUUGAAGAUUGGUAUUGUGAACUCCCUCUGAAGGCCUCUGUGUGUUAAAAUGGUGUCCAGUUUUCCAGGUCAUUGCAAAACCAUGCCCCCAUUAGCUGCUGUAAUUGGUUUUUGAUGGACACCUCUCUCCUGUGGCGGAACUUGUUACCUCCUUUUGCUAAGUGUGUAGUUCUGUGUACGAGACACCGAUGGUUUUGGUCAGGGAGCGGGGAGGAUUUUUGUGUCUCGGGCUCACAGCUGGUUAAGAAGUGUCAGUCCAAUAGAAGCUCUCUGAGGAAAUCUUUGCACCUGCACAGGUGUUACUUGCAAGUAAAAGCGAUUGAGUGGAGCAGAGCUGGGGGUGGGAGGGGGGCGGGGCAGGGAAUAUGUGUACAGAAAAGGGAUGGAGACUAAAAGAUGCAGUUUUAAAGGCUGUGGUUAGGAUUGUCUUGAUGGAGCUAACAAAGUUAAAGCAGAAAAAGUGCUCAGAUUUUCCUGUUUAUCUCUAACAUUUGCCACCAUUUCUGGCUAGCAGUUUAUGACAGCCAACCAGAGAUCUCCACACAUACACACACCCUAAACAGGAACAGAUGAGCGGAUCUGCCAUUUCCCCUCACCCAUGACAUUGCUUUAUCAUUUCAGUGGCUUGAGUCAAAGCUGGACUGUCGUUGCCUUGCCUCUUGCGCAUGCAGCAUUUCAGCAGGCGCACAGGGAAAAAACAGCUUUGUGCCUUUUUGUGCUUCGUGGUCCAAGAUUUCCAAGUGUGGGUGUCUAAAGUGAGGCUUCUAAGCCCAUUUUUAGGCAGCUAAAAUGAAAGGGGCCUGGUUUUUCAGACGGGCAGGGCAGCCAUCCUCUCGCUGUGUUGAGUGGGAGCCGCUGGGUGCUGAGGGCUUUCACUCCGGACAUAGAAGCCUGACUUGAGGUACCCAUUUCUGAUCAGCUUGGCCACAAAGUAUUUUAAAAGGCAAUAGAAAAGGCCUGAGGUGUUGGGAUUUUUCCUGCUUUGUCCACCCUUUCUUCCUGGAAGGUUCCCAGACAAUCGGAAAGCAAGCAGGUUUCAGAUAUUGGAGGCAUCGUGACCACGAAAUGAGGCUUGCUGGAUGGUGGAAGUGAUUUGUAUUCGUGUUUGGUUUUGCUAACCCUUGUUUAUAUCAAAUGCGUGGAAGAAGAGAACUCUUAGUUAAAGAAUUGUCCUUAAUUGAAGUGGCCAGUCCCUGAACCACUUCUCUGGAUCAUCCCAGCAAAACUAGGGCAAAACCUGAUUGACAUUCCGGAUGUUUCAAAUAAAAAACAGCAGGAGAAAUAAACAUUUCAUGUCUCCUUUGUCUAUCAUAAGGAAGCCAAAAAAAAGGCACAAAGUGAGCUGUAGGCACCAUAGACAAUAUCCUUCUUCCCCUCCCUUUAAAAUGAAUUCUCGUAAAUAUUUAAAUUCCUCGCACUGACACUGCGCCAAACCCUAGCAUGUAUUUCAGACAUUCGGCGUGAUCGCUAUAAACAGACACUCUCUGACCAGCAUCUGAAGAACCUUUGUGCUAUUCAUGAAGGAGAGGAAUUGUUUAACUGAGCUUGAGUGGGGGUGGGAAAUAUUAACGGGGGGGGAGGGCAUUUCCUGUGUGUGUGUGUUACAAUGUUUUGGCUUAAAAUGAUCAUGUUUUCCCUUCUGUUCUCAAUGCUUUGUGAUUUAAAAAAAAAAAAAAGGAAAUACUGAAAGGUGACAAUGGUGAGGAGUGUGAAAUACCUGUGUAAAUGGCCACCUUUUUAACUGAGGUUUAUUUCUACCUAUUUAAAGAUUGUGUUAUUGGUAAAUUAUAUUACGGGUUUUGAGAUAAAGCCACCACCACCGUACUUGGGCUGAAGGAGCUUUCAGCAACAGGGUCGUUACCAUUCGCCAAUUUGGGAAGAGGCAGAGUCUCAUCUGUCCAAACAAAAUGAGGGUUAAGUUGCUUUAUUUUUCAAAACUGACACAGGGAAGCAAAAGGAAGAUCCUUUUUUAAACUGCAGUUUACAAGUUCUUCUAUCCCAUUUGCUUCUAACCACUUGGCUACAUAGGCAGCUUCAGCUUUUGGUCUUGUUAUGGAUACUGUCUGGUGAGGCAAGAAUUUGCCUGGUGUCUUUGCUCAGUGUGGGGCCAUGGGACAGUGGGCAUCACAUUUUCAAGCAUAUAACCAACAUUCUUAGGGGUUUUUUUAAGUGUUCUGCUUUACUUUAGAUAAUAUUCUCCCAAAAGAACUCUUGAUUUCCCGGCUGUUUCUUUCUCUGCAACAAAGAACUGCAUAUAGUUUUCCUUUUAAUCUCCGUGGGCAAUCUUAGUAGUAUGUAGAUUAAGCCCAACGACUUUUUUGGUCUGAGCCAUAGCUAAAUUAUUAUAUCCAGUGCUUUUAUACCAGACAGCAUCACUUGGGAUAUGCAGAUGAGGUAUAGGAUCUUGACACUUUAUAACCUUUUUUAAAAGAAAAGUCUGUUUACUUAUGUCUUGUGUAAAAUCGUAUGCCUUUUAGUAAUCACUUUUUUGAGUUUUAUGAAAUUCCUAAAGUGGAUUAAGGGGGUUUUGCCUCCGGCAACAACAGCAAAAUAAAAAUAAAGGGUUCACUGUUUUGUA
Trachemys scripta elegans is the source of this 8689-nucleotide messenger RNA. It is a transcript of the gene PTP4A3, whose product is annotated as protein tyrosine phosphatase 4A3. NCBI's taxonomy places the organism in Eukaryota, Metazoa, Chordata, Testudines, Emydidae. Gene Ontology annotation, cellular component: nucleus. The record is from RefSeq and is a predicted model, not a curated record. Bases 1003 to 1590 code for a protein of 195 amino acids. Gene Ontology annotation, molecular function: protein tyrosine/serine/threonine phosphatase activity. The transcript has 7 exons. Gene Ontology annotation, biological process: protein dephosphorylation; endothelial cell migration.